This is a messenger RNA of Panthera uncia (snow leopard), 906 nucleotides long. RefSeq names its product FKBP prolyl isomerase 14 (gene FKBP14). The transcript has 4 exons. The record is from RefSeq and is a predicted model, not a curated record. The coding region runs from base 176 to 811 and encodes 211 amino acids. Gene Ontology annotation, molecular function: peptidyl-prolyl cis-trans isomerase activity; calcium ion binding. NCBI's taxonomy places the organism in Eukaryota, Metazoa, Chordata, Mammalia, Carnivora, Felidae.
AGGUGGGUUCGCAUUACGUGGGAAAGUUGUCGUAGUAAGUGUGCCACGUCUGCUGGGAAGCGGUAGUCAUGAACUUGCCAAAGGCCGUUGUCUUGAAGCCUUCAAAUACUUUCUUAGUUCUAUGAGGUCGGGGGCCCUUUCUCUGUUUUUGUAGGAACUUUCCUGCGCCAGCAGCAUGAGGCUUUUUUUGUGGAACGCGGUGCUGACGUUGUUGGUCACUUCUUUAAGUGGGGCUCUGAUCCCUGAACCAGAAGUGAAGAUUGAGGUGCUCCAGAAGCCGUUCAUCUGCCAUCGCAAGACCAAAGGGGGAGAUUUGAUGUUGGUCCACUAUGAAGGGUACUUAGAAAAGGAUGGCUCCUUAUUUCACUCCACUCACAAACAUAACAAUGGUCAGCCCAUUUGGUUUACCUUGGGCAUCCUGGAGGCUCUCAAAGGUUGGGACCAGGGCUUGAAGGGAAUGUGUGUAGGAGAGAAGAGAAAGCUCACCAUUCCUCCUGCCCUGGGCUAUGGAAAAGAAGGAAAAGGUAAAAUUCCCCCAGAGAGUACACUGAUAUUCAACAUUGAUCUCUUGGAGAUUCGAAAUGGACCAAGAUCCCAUGAGUCAUUCCAAGAAAUGGAUCUUAAUGAUGACUGGAAACUCUCUAAAGAUGAGGUUAAAGUGUAUUUAAAGAAGGAGUUUGAAAAGCAUGGUGCAGUGGUGAAUGAAAGUCAUCAUGAUGUUUUGGUGGAGGAUAUUUUUGAUAAAGAAGAUGAAGACAAAGAUGGAUUUAUAUCUGCCAGAGAAUUUACAUAUAAGCAUGAUGAGUUAUAAAGAUACAUCUGCCCAUUUUAUAUGGCAUCCAUCCUUAAAGACAGGGCAACCAUUUUAAAAGAAGGUCUUAUUUUUAAAUAAUGUGCUGUUCCUGU